UGCCAUAAAAUUAGAUUUUGUUCUGUUUUCCUUUCAUGAAUUUUUAUUUUUACAGAUGAACACAAAAAUCCAAUUCGUGUUCAUCCAAAAUGCAAAAACGCGUGUUUAUCUGUGUGACAACAAAUUGAACAAACAUUUUACAAAGUGAUCACUGCAGACACGAGCAUGGUCCGAUUGUUUUCCACAAGGUGAUGAAAGUGAUAUUCCUUUUACAAAGUGAUCACUGCAGACACGAGCAAGGUCCGAUUGUUUUCCGCAAGAUGAUGAAAGUGAUAUUCAUUUUACAAAGUGAUCACUGCAGACACAAGCAAGGUCCGAUUGUUUUCCACAAGAUGAUGAAAGUGAUACUUUUAAGAGUAAUUUCCUUUUUUCACUCCAUGGAAGCUCUUUUCUAUCUCUCUAUUUGAACGACUAGAAGACCCAGGAACGGAGCAGUAAUACGACAUUUUCUGCUCAAACUCUACACUCACUCUCACAAGCUGCUUGACCAUCGUGUCGAUUAAGCCGCCGAGAAGAAAAACGGAUGGGACGUCAUAUGCAACCAUCCUAUAAAAUCAAUUUCCUUCUUUUCCACCAAUCCUAUUAGUACCGUAUUUUUCGGACUAUAAGGCGCACUCAAAAUCCUUUCAUUUCCUCACAACUCGACUGUGCGCCGUAUAACCCGGUGCGCCUAAUGUACGGACUCAUUUUGAUUGUGCUUACUGACCUCGAAGCUAUUUUAUUUGGUACAUGGUGAAAUGAUAAGUUUGACCAGUAGAUGGCAGUAACACAUAAGAUGUACGUGCAGACUGCACUAUGACUCAAGUAAACAUCACAAAAAUGGUAUAUGUUUCAUAUAAGAGAAUAUAGAAUACCGGUAUUAUACACGGCGCUCAAAAAUGUAUCAAAAUGUUUUAGUCGGGCUUUGGUAAGCUAUGAAGCCACACCGCUUGAUGGAUUGUACAUUGCUUCAACGUAGGAGUAUUAUUAUGGUGUGUGUAUAAGAUCGCAAGUUAGUGAUAGAGAGAAGAUUCUGAUGGCCUCCAGUGAUGGGGCGCCUUCCGCCCACAGCGAUGGCGCCAAGGACGCGGAUACGUCCACGUCGAACACGUCCGGCCGGGAAGAAAAAGGAGAACAGUCGCAGAAAAAAGCAUCUUCGAAGAGAAAGUCAAAAGUGCCUCGAAAGGUUAAAAGACAGAAAAGGGCGAAUUGUUUUCCCAACUACACUGUCCAGGAGGGUGAGGACAUGCUCUUCGUGAUAUCCAACAACACCUCUGAGUAUUUUGGCUCUGCCUGGGACUCCGAGAACAAAAGCAAAAAGAGAAACAAGCCAAAAAGUCCUUUGAAAGACGAGACAUCUGAGUUUGUGCCAAAGGCCCCGAGUGACCACCGAUGGGGUCAAAGUCUUCCCGAGGAGGUGCUGAUCAAUAUUUUUAAGAUGGUGGUCGCCCAAGAUGGCGCCGUGCCAUUUCUGUGCAGGGCGGGGAGAGUCUGUCGCCUGUGGAACGUCGCCGCCUCCGGCCCGGGCCUAUGGCAAAAGGUCUCGGUCGGUCACUGCUGGAUCGCGCCGAGGGUCUCCCGGUCUCCGAAAACCGAGAACGCAAUCAAAAACACCAUGGACUGGCUGGCGCAGAACAGAUUCUCACAACUACGAGAGUUCUCCCUCCACCACUGGACGAUGACUGUCGACUACGCAGUAGACGUGGUGUCCAAGUUCUGCCCGCACCUUGGCGCCCUCACACUCUCCCACUGCUCGGGCCUGACCAAGGAGGCCUUCCAGAGCCUCGGCCUGCACAGCCGCUCCCUGCGGAGCUUAAACCUCCAGCACACAGAGUUUCAGGUCGAGGGUCUGCUGAGCUACCUGGAGAGCCACGGGGGUCAGAUCAGAGAGAUUUGGUUCACUCGCGGUCUGAGAUACGACCGACUGCUGCCUGCUAUCUCUAGGGGAUGCUGUCCUGGUCUGGAGCUGUUGGAGAUCAACACAAAGCUGGACAGCAAAGAUGGCGAGCUUCCCAUUUGCAUCCAGGCGCUGCAAGCGGCAUGCCCCGGCCUUAAGAUUUUCCGGAUGCUGAACAUCCGACCUCUGCACAAGACCAUGCGUACCAGCGCCGAAGUCUCAUUGGGCUUCCCUUUACUGGAGGAGCUCUGUAUCGCCACCACGUCGUACUCCUACUUGAACGACAAAGACUUGUGGGAAAUUCUGUUUGGCUCCCCACGGCUUCGGGUGCUGGAUCUGCGGGGCUGCUGGCGAAUCACCCCGGCCGGUCUCGCCGCGUUACCCUGCGACGAGCUGGAGUGUCUGUUCUGGGGACAAUAUUUCAGCAGCCACGCCGGCUCGUCCUUGCUGAAGAAAGGCCUCCACAUGGUAACGCAGAAGUGGAACCAGACGCUGCAAGAGCUGGACGUGGCCAAUCAGCUUUUCUCGAAAGAGGACCUGGAAGCUGCCGUGUGCCACCUUGCUCAGGCCCCCGAUGCCGGCACUCUGCGUUCGCUCAACCUGAGCGGGACCAGGAUCUCGCCGGCUGCCAUCAGACUGCUCAUCGACCAAACGACGGCACUCAAAUACCUCAAUCUGUCUUCCUGCCGAUAUUUUCCAAGAGGGUUGAAGAGAAUUUACCGUGGACAAGAGGAUAUUCGACAGUUGCUUGACAAGUUGGAGUAGAGUUAAGAAAGUGAUGAAAGAAUAGUUCCAGAUGAAAUUGUUUGUAUUGUUAUUGAAAAGUUGAAAUAAAUGUCUAACAUUCUC
This is a messenger RNA of Nerophis ophidion (straightnose pipefish), 2725 nucleotides long. It is a transcript of the gene fbxl6, whose product is annotated as F-box and leucine-rich repeat protein 6. The record is from RefSeq and is a predicted model, not a curated record. Gene Ontology annotation, cellular component: SCF ubiquitin ligase complex. The coding region runs from base 1016 to 2641 and encodes 541 amino acids. The transcript is spliced from 10 exons. Gene Ontology annotation, biological process: SCF-dependent proteasomal ubiquitin-dependent protein catabolic process. NCBI's taxonomy places the organism in Eukaryota, Metazoa, Chordata, Actinopteri, Syngnathiformes, Syngnathidae. Gene Ontology annotation, molecular function: protein binding.